Molecule: messenger RNA, 1777 nt
Organism: Lutra lutra (Eurasian river otter)
Lineage: Eukaryota; Metazoa; Chordata; Mammalia; Carnivora; Mustelidae
Gene: TMEM9B
Product: TMEM9 domain family member B
Exons: 5
Coding region: 130-726 (198 amino acids)
Biological process (GO): positive regulation of canonical NF-kappaB signal transduction
Cellular component (GO): lysosomal membrane
Source: RefSeq, a predicted model, not a curated record
GGUGACGCCAAGGCCCAGACGGAAGUGCGGGCGGAGGAGCCCGAGCCGGAUCCGGAGCCCGAGCCGGAGCCCCAGCCGGGAGCAGGUCUCGGGGGCUCCGGGCUGUGGGAACCGCUGGGCCUGGCAGCGAUGGCGACCUUGUGGGGAGGCUUCCUUCGGCUUGGCUCCUUGCUCAGCCUGUCCUGCCUGGCACUCUCAGUGCUGCUGCUGGUGCAGCUGUCAGACGCCGCCAAGAAUUUCGAGGAUGUCCGAUGUAAAUGUAUCUGUCCGCCCUAUAAAGAUAAUUCUGGGCAUAUUUAUAAUAAGAACAUAUCCCAAAAAGAUUGCGAUUGCCUUCAUGUUGUGGAUCCCAUGCCCGUGCGCGGGCCUGAUGUAGAAGCAUACUGUCUACGCUGUGAAUGCAAAUAUGAGGAAAGAAGCUCUGUUACGAUCAAGGUUACCAUUAUAAUUUAUCUCUCCAUUUUGGGCCUUCUGCUUCUGUACAUGGUGUACCUUACCCUGGUUGAGCCCAUACUAAAGAGACGCCUAUUUGGACACUCACAAUUGAUACAGAGCGAUGACGAUGUUGGGGACCACCAGCCUUUUGCAAAUGCUCACGACGUGCUGGCCCGCUCCCGCAGUCGAGCCAAUGUACUGAAUAAGGUAGAGUAUGCACAGCAGCGCUGGAAGCUUCAAGUUCAAGAGCAGCGAAAAUCCGUCUUUGACCGUCAUGUUGUCCUCAGCUAACUGGAAAUCAAAUUGAAGGUGUUUAGAAAGAAAUGAGGCAGACAACUGAAAAAAAUAGACUGAGUUUUCCUGGGUUUUGUUUUACUACCCUGUUGAGUUCACUAACUCUUGCUGGGAAAUUCAGAAUUGGAAACAAAAAUGUGCUUGGUAUUUUCUUUUCUUGUUAACGUAUUAAUACAGACAUUUUUAAGAGCACACACCUCAAUGUCGGCCAAUUAACCUUCUUCCUAUUUGUGACUUUUACUAAUAAAAAUAAGCCUGCCUAUAAAUUAUCUUGAAGUCCUUUACCUGGAACAAGCACUCUCUAUUUCAUCACACAGUUUUAACUUGGUUUUCAAGAUAAUUUUCAGGUGUUUUUUUUGUUGUUGUUUAUUUGUUUGUUUGUUUUUCUUUCUGGCAGGGGAGGGCAGGGAUGCUGGGAAGUGGUUAACAUAACUUUCCUCAAGUCACUUUACCAAACAAGCUUUUGUAAAUAGAUUCAACAUUCUAUUUUCAAGUUUCAUUUCUAUUUUGCAGUGUAGCCAGCCUCAUCAAAGCCCUGACUUACCCAUUUGAAUUUUGCACUGACUAUAUUAUCUAGGUAUCUGGUUGGCCUGUGACUGCACUUCAUGGUAAAGUGGAUCUGAACUACCUGGUGGCUCUUCAUAAAAUGCAUAUUUUCUUCAUGUACUGUGAUGUCUGAUGCAAUGCAUCCUAGAACAAACUGGCAAUUUGCUGGUUUACUCUACUGACUAAACAUAGUCCAGUGUGUGUGUGGUCUUUCUCAUCUUCUAGUGUCUCUAAGGAUGAAUCCUAAGAGCUUGGACACUUGCAAUAAAGGAAUUUUCUUUGAACCCCAAGCAUCUCUGGAUUGGUGACAUACACACAUUUGUCAACGUUUCCGGUCAGGUGGGGAGGCAGCUGUUUGAGCUCUAGUGUGUGCAGCUUUGAACUAAGACUGGAGUUCCUUUCUGGGUGCCUCUCUCUGAGAGGUAUAACAGUUAUUGGAUAACUGGCUUUUUUCCUCCUAUGUCCUCUUUGGAAUGUAACAAUAAAAAUAAUUUUUAAAACA